Messenger RNA from Cololabis saira (Pacific saury), 394 nucleotides. RefSeq names its product prokineticin 2 (gene prok2). The record is from RefSeq and is a predicted model, not a curated record. Bases 17 to 367 code for a protein of 116 amino acids. Lineage: Eukaryota; Metazoa; Chordata; Actinopteri; Beloniformes; Belonidae. The transcript is spliced from 3 exons.
UUUCACCCUGGACGGCAUGAGAACACAAAGGCAGCUCUUCGCCAUGAGGUCCUUCAUCACGCUGCUCUUAUCGUUGUUUCUGGCAUCGCACGGAUCUUCCGCCGUCAUCACAGGGGCCUGUGAGAGGGACUCUCAGUGUGGAGGAGGGAUGUGCUGCGCGGUGAGCUUGUGGAUCCGCAGCCUGCGUAUGUGCACGCCCAUGGGACGCGACGGCGACCACUGCCAUCCUCUGAGCCACAAGGUUCCUUUUUUUGGGAGGAGACUCCACCAUACGUGCCCCUGCCUGCCCAACCUUUCCUGUGUUGUCAUAGAGGACGGCAGGUCCAAAUGUCUCUCACCAUACAAAUAUCCAGACUACUUCCUCUGAAGACCAAUAUUUGUGCUCAUUCUAUCG